GGAACAAAAGUGAAGCUCAAAUAUUGAAUUGCUCUAGAAAUAGUGUGAGAAAGUACAAAGUAACUCACAAUUAAGUCUUUCGAAAUUCCCCUAAAAUUGGCUUAUCAAUUAAGUGCUGCAAAUUUACAAGUUUUAUUGUCGGUGUUUGCUCCCUGCUAAAAAAAAUCCUAUCGGCGUGGGUGGAUAUAAAAAGUGAGAGGAAGAACUAUGGUGUUGUCAGUCGUAUAUUUUCAACCCUACUGUUUCCUCAUCUUUUGAUCCAAGAGAACAUUCAACGAGUGAAAAAGCUGCUGUGUGGAAGUUGUGCAAAACCCCAUCUAAAAUAAUGAGAAAUCUACUUGAUCUUGAAGUUUUCACCCUUGUGACCAUUUUUCUGGGAUUUUUGCAACAUACCAGUGGCACUGGGACCCAUACACCCAAUAAUGGAGUAAAUCCAUUUCAAAAUAACGCCAAUCGAGCUACCUACGGCGUAUGUACCAGUACGGUAGGUUAUGGAACAUGCAUGAGACGAGCAGAUUGCUUGAGAGAUGGUGGAGAAACUCCACCAGGGGAUUGCGAUAGAAAAGGAACUUACUGCUGUACUGCUUUCCUGGGAUGCGGUGGCUCAGCUCACUUGAAGAGAGUAUACAUUGAACGGCCUGAGGUUUUCGAAACGUCUUGCAAUCACAACAUCAUUAUGAUUAAUGAAAAUAUCUGCCAGUUGAGACUUGAUUUUGAAGAAUUUGAACUAGCUCCACCAUUUGAUGUCGGAGGUACCCCUACGUGUAUUUUUGAUAACUUCCAGGUGAAAGAUUUCCAACUAUGUGGUGUGAAUGAUGGACAACAUGUGUAUGUUGAUGUAACGCCUGGGACACAGCUAAAUGUGGAGUUAACGUUCACUUUAACGGAUCGCAUGGUAAAUCCUGGUUUAGUGAAUCCACGGUGGAGAAUCCUUGUGACACAAAUUGAGUGUCCACCAGCAGUUGCCACAUUGAGGGAUGGAAGAAAUUUAAUUGAUGAGAGUGUUCCAUAUGAGCAGUAUAUUCCAGAAAUCACGAGGGAGCCCAAAGUGUACCAUACAGCACCACCGGCCUAUGUCCUCGAUCAGGCUAUUCUGGCGCCUCGGGGAUGUUUGCAGUAUUUCCCAAAUCCCAGUGGAAUAAUUGAAUCAUUCAAUUUUCAAAAUGGCAGAGGCACAUAUCCAGGAAAUAUGAACUAUGCUAUUUGCUUUAGAAGACGACCAAAUGACAAGAGAAUCUCAUUCACAUCUCACUUCUUCCAAUUGGGCUUCACAAUUCUCUCGGCGGAUAACGAGGGCUACGAUAAUAUUUGCUUCACCCAAAUUGAGUCACCGGGACGUUCGGAAGAUUACCUCUUCAUCCCUCAAGCGGUACGACAGAGCUUCCCCAAUGUACGUGCUAGCUAUUUCUGCGCCCAGAGUUUAGCAAACACUUCUGUUAUUGCCACCCAAUCAGGCCCAUUCGUCAUUCACUUCAACAGCGACUCGCUGUACGACUCCCAACGACCAGAAAUUGGAUUUCGGAUGAGCUAUCAAAUCAGUUAAACGAUUUCUCUCCGCCUUCGUGUGCCGCUCAUACAACUCUCCCCCUUAAGAUUUAUACAAAAAUGAUGGAUUGAGCACUUUUUAGCAGAAAUAUAUAUACAUACAUAUGUAUAAUUUGGUAGAAAUAUAUAGCUACGCAAUGUAUAUCAUACAUAUCUAAAAUCCUAAUAAAAUAUAUAUUCACAUACAAAUGUUUACAUCUCUGUCUAUAAGAUGAAGUGGAUUUUUCCAAAUGUUCUUAUACCCCCUCCUAUUCA
Lutzomyia longipalpis is the source of this 1800-nucleotide messenger RNA. RefSeq lists its product as uncharacterized. The transcript is spliced from 7 exons. The coding region runs from base 326 to 1543 and encodes 405 amino acids. The record is from RefSeq and is a predicted model, not a curated record. Lineage: Eukaryota; Metazoa; Arthropoda; Insecta; Diptera; Psychodidae.